Acanthamoeba castellanii str. Neff is the source of this 2241-nucleotide messenger RNA. RefSeq names its product serine/threonine protein kinase. Lineage: Eukaryota; Discosea; Longamoebia; Acanthamoebidae. The annotation marks the transcript as partial. The transcript has 5 exons. Gene Ontology annotation, biological process: cyclic nucleotide biosynthetic process; intracellular signal transduction; protein phosphorylation. The record is from RefSeq and is a predicted model, not a curated record. Gene Ontology annotation, molecular function: protein kinase activity; ATP binding.
GUGAGCGACUUUGGACUGACCAAGUUCAAGGACGAUAUUGACAAGGGUGGAGGCGCGGACCACCACGUCGGCAGCGUCCACUGGACCGCGCCCGAGAUCCUGAACGAGACACCCGACGUUGAUUACGUCCUGGCCGACGUGUAUAGCUUCGGCAUCAUCCUCUGGGAACUGUUGACCAGAGAACAGCCCUUCUUCGGCCUCAGCCCCGCGGCGGUAGCAGUCGCGGUGAUCAGGGACGGGCUCAGGCCACGGAUGCCCGCUCCCGAGGAGCAGAUGGUGGGCGCGCACCCGGUCGAGUUCGAGGAGCUGAUCACGUGCUGCUGGCACACGGACCCUGUCAUCCGUCCUACCUUCCUCGAGAUCAUGACGCGCCUGUCGGCAAUGCACGGCGAUGCCGCCGGUUCGUACACCUCGACCACCAACUCGUCGAGCGGAGGCCGAUCCGCCCCGGCGGCCAAGCCCAGCUACGGCUCGUCGUGGACUCUGCCGUCGGCCAGCGGCUCGGCGUCGAACUCAUCGACGUCCAACUCCCCCCGGCACUCGGCGGUCGCUGCUGGCACCGGUGCCGUGCGGGCACCCGAGGGCGAGGUGGCGAUUGUGUUCACGGACAUCACCCGCGCCGCGUCGCUGUGGGAAUUCAACGCGGCAGCCAUGCGCGACGCCACGCUGGCGCACAAUCACGCCCUGCGGAGCGCCCUGGCCAAACACCGCGGCUACGAGGUGGUGUUCAUCCGCGAACGCAACUCGGGCGAGGGCUCGUUCUGCAUGGCCUUCCAGCAUCCCGCCGACGCGCUCGCGUGGUGCGCCGACGUCCAGCGCGUCCUGCUGGACAUCGAGUGGCCGGAGGCCCUGCUCGACCACCCCGGCGCGGCCGAGGAGUGGGGCGACACCGACGACCGGGUGCUGUUCAGGGGCCUGCGGGUGCGGAUGGGCGUGCAUGUGGGCACGCCCAAGGUGGUGCAGGACCCAAUGACGAGGCGCGUGGAGUACAUUGGGCCGGCGGUCAACGCGGCGGCGCGGAUCACGGCCCUCACCCACGGUGGCCAGAUCGUGGCCAGCCAGGCCGCGAUGGACAAGGUCAGAGCCAGUGACCCGAGCUGGGAGCGGCUCAACCGUGUCUCCAGCCUGGGCAGGUUCGAAAUGCCCGACGUGCCCCAGGGCUCGAAGCUGUUUGAGAUUCAGGUGGCGGGGCUCGAGGGCCGAUUCUUUGGAGGCGUGACGCACGAAGGCAACGUGCCAUCGGCCAACAGCAACAGUGGCGGUGGCGGGAGCAGCACCUACAGCGAGGGUCGGGCGGGCAGGAGCCACGCGACUGUCUCGGCCGGCAGUCGCGACGGGCGCGACUAUGUGGAGACGGUGGUGGGCGAGGGCAUGGCGUUCAAGGAGGACAACUUCCUGACGUCGGCCAACCUGUGUCGAUGGAUCAUCGACUUUGGCGAGAUCCAGGUGGGGAAGCAGAUCGGGCUCGGCUCGUACGGCGUGGUCUACCGCGGCAAGUGGAAGGGCGUCGACGUGGCGGUCAAGAAGUUCAUCAAGCAGCAGCUCGACGAGCGCCGCAUGCUCGAAUUCAGGGCUGAGAUGGCAUUCCUCUCCGAACUGCACCAUCCCAACAUCGUCCUCUUCAUCGGAGCGUGUGUGAAGCGGCCCAACUUGUGCAUCGUGACCGAGUUCGUCAAGCAGGGUAACCUGAAGGACAUUCUGGCCAACAACGCCAUUAAGCUCACCUGGCAGCGGAAGCUCAAGCUCCUCCGCGGCGCCGCGCUCGGCAUCACCUACCUGCACUCCCUGCACCCCGUCAUCGUGCACCGCGACCUCAAGCCCUCCAACCUCCUCGUGGACGAGACCUGGAAUGUGAAGGUUGCCGACUUUGGGUUCGCGCGGAUCAAGGAGGAGAACGCCACCAUGACCCGCUGCGGCACGCCCUGCUGGACGGCCCCGGAGGUGAUCCGCGGCGACAAGUACGGCGAGAGCGCGGACGUGUUCAGCUUCGGCGUGGUGAUGUGGGAGGUGCUUACCCGGCGCCAGCCCUACGCCGGGCGCAACUUUAUGGGCGUCUCGCUCGACGUCCUGGAGGGCCGGCGCCCGCAGAUCCCCGGCGACUGCCCGGGCGACUUCCGGCGCGUCAUGAAGCGCUGUUGGCACGCCAACCCCGACCGACGGCCGCGCAUGGAGGACGUUCUGGCCUUUUUCGACAAGCACCACGUCGACGAUGGUGGCGGCGCUGGCGACUCCAUGGCCUAA